This is a messenger RNA of Ilex paraguariensis (yerba mate), 519 nucleotides long. Lineage: Eukaryota; Viridiplantae; Streptophyta; Magnoliopsida; Aquifoliales; Aquifoliaceae. The record is from the annotation of a GenBank genome assembly.
AUGAAACAAACUUUCGCAUCUAACCAAAAGGACCAACAAACCCCACCUCACAACAUCUUUACUAUUGAAUUAGCUACAACGGACAGAUCAUGGACAACUUUGUUCAAAUCAGCAAGUGGUGAUCUGUUUGGCUUGAAAUUUUCUUCACAUGCAUUGGCCUCAUUGGCAGCAUCAGAUGUGCUUGUCUCAGCAUGUUCGGGUUCUCCUUUACCCAAUGCUUCUGUGGCUUGUGGCAUAAUAGAACUCAAAAUGCCAUACUCGUACACAAACACACAUUUAAGCAAGGGUAGUCUCCACUGCGGCUUUGUUCCCAUGAUUUCAUCGACGCGUUUCAGUGCCUCUGCUGCCUUACCCUUAAUUGUACCCUUAAUAAUACGGUGUUUGUUUGCAUGUUCUAGCUAUCAAAUCUUUUCCUCGAGUCAGGGCGGAGGCUUGGCUAAAAAGAAAGAGAUGAAGGAGGAAGAUGAACACCGGGAAGAUCAAUCUUCUCAUCAUUUUGCAUAUCUAGAGAGCAAAUGA